CAACUGUAUGUCGUGGUGUUUCGUACGUGGGUGCUGCAGUCGCGGUAGCGGCAGCUGGCCACUUGCUGCUCCACGCUCAACUGCUUCCAUCAGCGGCAGCCCCGGAACUGUAUUUUCCUUCUUCCAGGUAGCAGUAACUGCCCUUGCCAGAACAGAACCCUCAACAGUCGCAACAGCGAUUGCACGCAACUCAUGUUGUUUUUCAGGCAAUGUCCAUCUUGCGGAGGCCCAAGAAACGGUCAGACUCGAUUGGUCCCUUGUUGGUAAUUUGUUCCAGGCUCAUUCAGUCGUUUGCUCGCAAGCCACGUUUGCCGUGAUUCGUACUCGUAGCUUUUGUGACGCCGACUAGGAUGCUAGCAGCUGAAAAGAGUAUUAGCUAUAUCUGUAAUAGUUUUAGCGGCUCGUGAUUCGACGCGACUGGUAGCUAUUGAUGAUCUGUCGUCUCGCAUCACCUUCAACGACAAUAUCGACAUCAACGCCGUCGUCAACUGGAUAUCGCUGCUCCUGCAAUUGCCGCUGUUGCCGCUCCCGGCUCGACUUAAAUCGACUCCUGCGAGAGAAAAAAAAAGAGAGAGAGAGAGAGAGAGAGAGAGGUCAGCGUGUUUUCCUUCUUCUUCUUCUUCUUCUUACUUGACGCGGCCUCACGGCGACCAACAAUCAGUCACUUCGCCGUCGAUCUAAGCAAUCAACAACGACGGUCAAUCGUCCUCAGUCGCUUCCUAUGGCAAGAAAGGAAUAAUUCUCUGACAGUAUUUAUUAUACAUAACGGCAACGGCGACGGUUCCUGUUAGAGAUCUCACAGGAUCAUCUACAGUACACGGAAUAGGUGUACGACGGUAAUGGACGAAUAAGAGAGCAACGAGAACACUCGCUCUAGUGUUUACAGACAGCUUUCCGUCCGGUCUGUCUACAUGGUAUCUUCCUUCUAGGAGUCAGCUUCUAUCGAGUCACUUAUCCGUCUAUCCAGCUUCAGAUGAUCAGAGUCCAAAGCUAAUAGCGAAAAGGUGCCAGGCAGACCAAUGUUCUACUUUGGAUUACACGCACGCAAUAUAACGAUGGCUAACGGUGACAAAUGAUAACAUCAAGGGCAGUGUUCGUGCAUGUGCGUGCGUGCGUGUGUGGGUAAAUUCACAUUAAUGGCAACAGCGAGUACCAUGUUUUUGGCUCCGGAUACAGACUUAAAGCGAUGAAGAUGAGUUUUUAGUGUGCGCGAUAAAGUUGGCACUUGCUGAUGUUGAUGACCCAUAUAUCUCCGUGUGUUAGUAUAGCUUGUCGCCUGUGGUGAUGUUGAAUACGAAUAAACAGGCCAAGGGUUUGAGGAAAAAAACUUAUACUUGGGUCACUCAUACCUUUAGUACUGGACAUUAACAUUUGUGGUGACUUACUAAUUUGCUUAAGUAUUUGCGUAAGUAAGCCGUAGCAACAUAACGAAGAGACAAUGGAAACUCAGGGAUCAGACGGAUUGGCAACACGGGUUUUGACAGCUGGUUCACCUUUACCAAAUAUGUACGCGUCAUUUGACCACCGGCAAAUGGCCGUUCAAGCAGCACCAUAUGUCCUCGUACAAACGCCAGCUGGUUUAAUGCCUAGUAUGGCGGUUGGAGGUGCUCCAGAACCUCCGCUGGCAGGUUUAUCAUCUCUUACGCCACCUCUAUCAGUGAAUCCGGGUAGUGUUUCAACGCCUCCAAUCGCUUAUUCGGUGCCGCCCUCGGUCACCGCUCCGCCGUCUACUAUGAUUUCGAAAAAGGGUAUGGAGGAGGCGGCUAGAUAUUUGGCCCGAUCCUUUUCCCUUGCGGAACAGGACGGGGAGUCGAUGUCGUCAGCUAGGAGAUCGAAACGACGCCGGUCGAGGUCGGUUCCCGAACUGCGCCACAAGGUCAUAUCCAAGGUUGCUGACCCUGAUUACUAUAGUUCAUCGGACGAAGAUGACUACGUUAUCGAUGUCACCAAAAGCAAAGCAAAAUCCCAUGAAAAUUGCCGGCACUAUCUCGACCUCGCCGCUGGAUCUGCACGAGAAGCUCUUGGAUUAGCCAACAUUUGGAGAUUUCCCUAUUUUUGUUUCAUCAAGGGUGGUGGUCCAUUCCUGAUGGCCUAUUUGAUCCUCUUGAUAGUGGCUGGAGUGCCAAUGAUCUGCAUAGAGAUGGCUGCGGGCAGGGCUACUCACUCAGGCCCUAUUCAAGCGAUCGGCAAACUUGCGCCACUUGUGAAAGGUGUUGGAUUUGCGGGCAUCAUCAUUUCAUACUUUUUGUCGACAAUAUACGCGAUCGUUUUCGCUUGGUCCCUGUUCUACUUCUUCAAUUCAUUCCAUGCGCGGCCGCGGUGGGCUCGUUGCACUAAUCCUUGGAACACGGCCAACUGUACUCAAGAUCCUGAACAGUGGUACAAAAUCCGCCUUGCAGCGAUGACCACCCCCUCCAGCAUCAAUGGAACCGAUAUUGGAAACGAAACUGGUGGCGUGACAGAUUCCAAUGAUGCCCUCUAUAAGGGGCUCUCAGAACAGCUUGCCGAACGAACUUCAACUGCACAGGAAUUCUUCGACAUCAAAGUUAUCGAGCUCUCCGACAAUCCCAACACACCCGGCGUAAUCCGAUGGGAGCUUUUCGCAUCUGUAGCAAUUUGCCUCCUUUUGGCAUACAUCUCGCUACGGAAGAAGAGCUUCUUCAGCGAAAAAAUCAAAUAUGUUCUAUCUAUUAUCCCGUUCUUCAUCUUUGCCGCAUUCCUCAUUCGGGUGUUGUUGCUCGAGGGCGCCUAUGACGGCAUACAAUAUUUUUUUACACCGAAUUUACCGGCGAUGAAGAACGCGAAGCUAUGGGUUUUUGCUCUAGCUCAAACGAUCCAUUCGCUUGGACUUACUCUCGGUCCCAACUAUGUUGUGAGUUCACGCAACAAGAAACAGAUUUCGCUGAUGCGUGACACCACACUGACGGUGCUCAUUAAUGUUCUCGUUGUGUUUGUGGUUGGGUCCGUGACUUUUGGCGCAGUCGGGCAUCUCUGUGUUAUCUGGCGACAAGAACUAUCCAGCUCCUUUUUCCAUAAGGAUCCUGGUCUUGUGUUUGUCAUGUACACGGAGGUGAUCAAGCUGAUGCCAGUGCCUCCAGUGUGGGCCGUGCUAUUUUGGUUCUUAUUCAUCUGUCUUGCCAUGGAUUCUAUCAACACUAUCACUUCAACAGUAGUCCAUGCACUCGAAGAAAGCUAUGGCACCCUGAUUAAACAGCGUUUUCAGGGUCGAGGAUUUUUCCUGCUAUUUAUCUGCUUUGGCUGUCUCGUCAUGGCUAUUCCCUACGUGACGGAUGCUGGCCUCCACUAUCUGAUGACCGUCGAUUAUUACAUUAGCACACUUUGUAUUAUCGUCGUAUGCUUCGCGGAGCUGUGCGCCCUUGCCUGGCUUUACGGUGGUCAGAAUCUUCUGUACAAUACCGAUGAGGUAUUGCACCCGAUCCCCUACGUGUAUCUUCGCAUGUGUUGGGCAACGGUCAGUCCAUUGGUGUUCAUGGCGGUAACGGUUUGCGGCGGAAUGACUCUGCCGAGGCCGCUGAUGCGAGACGGCAAACCGUUUCCCCUCGGUGCAGAUGUUGUUGGAUGGAGCCUUUUUGGAUUUGUACUGCUUAUCGUGCCAGCACUAGCGAUCAGAGCCAUCGCACGAGCAGACGCCAGCGGGCCCAUCGGGAAAAUCAAAGCGGCUCUGCAGCCACAGGUCGUUGAAGUCAAUGAUGAUCUGGUGUAUCACGGGUGGCCAUAUUGGGAUCCGAAACCGCGACACGUAUUCAAGAACGGUGCAUCCGUCUAUAAUGGAGCACGUAUAUAAUACAUAGGCCUUUCUUCUGUGUUCUGUUGCAAACAAUAGAUCAUAUAGUAUUUAAUGUUCGCUUGGUAACAUCUCCCGUUAAAUGUUUCUGAUGGAACCUGUUUUAUUUAGAUGGCUGGCAUGCGAAGGUAACACAUGAAACUAUUACGUCUGUUAUACUUCGCUUUAAGGCUCAGGCGUUGUUUUCUAGGCGCUAGACGUUAUUGUAACGCUAUCCAAGAACUCUUAUCCGAGUUUUACAUUUUAUGAAACCAGAAGCGCCAAAGCCGCUGUAUGCUGCCUUUAGGACAGCAGCGUUCGUUGAUGUACCUGAGUUGCUUCGGAAUCGAUAGAAACCUCAUAGUGACAAAGUAUAUUUAUUAAUUAAACUCGUACUUUUGUCGAAAAAUACACCAACCACUACAUGACUUUAUUGGUAUCUUUUACGCUGCUUCGCAUCAUCUGACAUAUCGUAUUUAAGCGACAAUUGCGCAAAGGGAUCAAUCAUUGGUUUCGUUUAACACGAUCACUUAUCAAAUGUUUACACUUUUUCGUCCACUUUACCUGUACCAGUGUCGUCUGCUACCAUUGAGUGAAGUCGGCACUUCAACGCCUGUUCCUAUUUAGAAAAUGGUUAUUCUCAUAGACGCAUCGUUGUUCACUGUACGUCAUAUGGCAAUGCUGUCCGUGUUUGACUUAUUUUACAUCAACCAGUGGUCGCCCCCCUCGAGCUACACACAUUGCUUAAGCAUCGGUUAGAAGCCGAUUCAGAUGUUGCGCCAGAGUCCAACCUAAUACUGAGCAAUACUAGAUUCACGUUCAUUUAAGAAGAAUACUUCUCUCGCUUAUUUUGAUGUGGCACGCCACUGACACAGCACGUUUAACUGCAGGGCCCGCAUUCAAUCAACAUAGAUGCUGAACAAUACAGCCACUCAUUAUUGGAGAAACAAAGUCCAUGUUUGAGACGCCGUUUAAGCCUAAAAUAUUUAACCGAUCGACACCUAUCGCAUUCGUGUAUGCAUACGUUGAUCAAUAAACCGUUGAGCUAUUGGAAAGCUUAAUUUGCGAUAGGCGUUGUCAUCCUGCUUAAUAAAGUAAGAUUGACGAUUUUGUUCGUGGGUUCGUGCUCAAACUUUAAUUGCCAAAAUAGGUAUGCAUUUUGAUUCAUCAUAACAGUCGACAAAAUUCCAUGCCAAUGUUAUCGUUCUGACCUCUUUCCUGCUUAGAUGACGGGCCAGUCUGGGGCUAUUAGUGGUCCUCGUGAUUCCCAGUUGCUCCAUUGGUGAUGUAGCCUAAUAUCUUCAUUCGCUUGCCUUCUUAUUGUGUUACUACGAGUAAGCUGCCUCUGAGAUAUAUUGCACACAAAAAAUUCCAGCGGAAUUUAAUUUCGAGCUGGUAGUAGGCCAAAAGUAUGGAGAAUGCAGAGUCGAAACGGCUUAAGGGACCAAAAGAUAAAAACGGAGCCCCAAAAAGGGCUAACCGUAGGAACCUAUCUAAACGAUCUAGUUGGAUCUCUUUCCCAAAGCGGGCGUCAAAUGCUUGCGAGUAAAAAAAUUUAGCGUAUCAAAAAUUGCUUUUAGAUCCAUUUUAGAGUUAGUGAUUUAUUAUUAAUUAGAAAUCCUUUAGGAUCCUAACGUUAUCAAAAAAUCCUUCGGUCGGUUUGUCUCGGGAGUAUUUUCCAGAAUUUUCAAAAGCCGUAUCAAAACCGGCAAUAAAGAGAUUUCAGGCCAACCUAGUUUACUAUCUCGUCGACGUUACGUCCCACCUUACUGAUAUUUAGUCGGUUGACACUGAUCCAGGUUACGACAAUGAGAGAUGUUGUGUCAAUAACCGGCCUUCUUUCUAGCAUUAAAUAUAGAAAAUA
Molecule: messenger RNA, 5648 nt
Organism: Varroa destructor (honeybee mite)
Lineage: Eukaryota; Metazoa; Arthropoda; Arachnida; Mesostigmata; Varroidae
Product: sodium- and chloride-dependent GABA transporter ine-like
Biological process (GO): sodium ion transmembrane transport; nitrogen compound transport; amino acid import across plasma membrane
Cellular component (GO): plasma membrane
Molecular function (GO): amino acid:sodium symporter activity
Source: RefSeq, a predicted model, not a curated record